AACAGGCUGAUUCGGUUGAAUCUCCAGAAUUUUCAGUACUGUCAGUAGUAAUGGCUUCGAUCGACGCCAAUCAGACAAAAAUGUUGCUUCUUGCCUCGCUGCUUGCAUUUUCAAUCCUGGCAACUGCAGCGGAUGCUGCAGCCCCAACCAUCAAUUCACCCACGCUGAUCGAACGGGCAUCAACUGUCGAUGAAGGUUACCGCUUGAGCAAGAUUUCCGAACCGUUGUCGUACAAAUUGUAUCUGGACAUCAGUGAUGAGAAUUUCUAUGCCUAUCGUGGAUCUGUCGACAUCGAGAUGCGGUACUUAGAUACCGGUAAUUACUUCUAUCUGAACAGUGCAGGAGUCGUAAUCGACAGCGAAAGUAUCAAAGUGGCUAAAUUGGGUGGAGACGACAUUCCCGUGGCUAAUUUCAUUUCUAUGGAGCAGUACGAACAGCUGUACUUUGGCUUUAGUGAGAGAUUGGAACAAAAUGAAACUUAUACAGUGCAUAUUGAGUUUUCAAAUAAUAUCGGAACGGCACUCAAAGGAUUGUAUCGAAGUAGCUACACGGUUGGCAACAUAACGAGGUUCAUCGCCACUACGCAUUUCGAAUCGACCUAUGCGCGAACCGUUUUUCCAUGCUACGAUGAGCCAUCCUACAAAGCUUAUUUCGACGUCACAAUCCGACAUCGCUCUGAAUACCACGCAUUGUCAAACAUGCCAGUACAGAAUAUAACCCAAGAUGAUGAACAGCAUUCAACUACUCAAUUCGAGAGAUCACCUUACAUGUCAAGUUUUCUACUGGCGUUCAUUGUAUCUGAUUACCAAACUUUGUCAAAAGAAGAGGAUCGUAUCAGAGUAUAUGCUCCGGAGAACCAAGUGCAACACACAACCUACGCCCUGGAUUUUGCUUCGAAAUCCCUGCAAAUGCUGGAGGGUCUCCUGGGUCACAGUUUCCAGCUACCGAAAGUUGAUCUGAUCGCCAUUCCGGACUUCAACAUGGGUGCCAUGGAGAACUGGGGUCUCAUAACAUUCCGCGCCGUUUACCUGAUCUACGACGAAGCUACUACUACGGCUCGUACCAAGCAAAACAUUGCCGAUCUCAUUACGCACGAGUUUGUGCAUUCGUGGUUCGGCAACGAGGUGACUCCGGAGUGGUGGACGUACCUUUGGUUGAGCGAGGGAUUCGCGAGGUAUUUUGAGUAUUACGUGACUUCGCAGAUUGAGAUCGAAUGGCGCCUGUGGGAACAGUUCAUAGUGAAUAACGUACACUCGGCGUUUUCGCAAGAUGACAAAGCUGGCAAUCGACCGAUGAGUUUCUACGCUACGGAACCAGAUGUUUUGAAUGGUUUGUUCGACUACGUGGUGUAUGCCAAGAGUGCUUCGGUCAUUCGGAUGUUCCAAAACGUUAUUGGUUUCGGCGCUUUCAUUUACGCUUUGAAUGAUUACAUUAGUAGCCGCAGCUACACGACUACAACGCCCGAUUAUCUCUACGAGAGCUUGGAGAAAUUUAAUCAAGCUCCGCUGCCGGACAGCAUUAAAGUUGUGUUCAACAGUUGGGCAGACAAUGCCGGUUAUCCGGUAGUGACGGUAACUAAAAAUGGAAGAUUUGUUACAUUAGUCCAGAAGCGAUUCUGGAUGCCUGUUGAAGGGGUAGCUGCUCCCGAAGAUACUAAAUUUUACGUGCCAAUCAACUACGCUACUUCUGCGGAGGCUGAUUUUGAGGAUACAUCAGCGAUCGAUUGGUUGACACCAACUGUUUCAGAAUUCAUAAAAGAGCUGCCAACGGAUGUUGAUUGGGUCCUGGUCAAUAAGCAACAGACAGGGUUUUACAGAGUGAACUACGACAGUGUAAACUGGGCUGCGUUAAUUGAAGUUCUGAAAUCAAAUAACUCGAAUACCAUUCCGGUUAUCAAUCGUGCCCAAUUAGUUGACGAUGCAAGCAAUCUAGCCAAAGCAGGGGAACUGAGUUAUGAAAUUGCUCUUUCCCUAUUGGAAUAUUUGGAAAGGGAAAGUGAGUACAUCCCUUGGAGCACAGCUUACAAUGCGCUCAUCCAUUUGAACCGAAUGUUGUCUAGUAACAUAAACUACUCUAGAUUCGAAGACUUUUUGCGGAAAAUCACAACCAACAUUUACGCAAACGUUACCCUAAAUGCGACUGACCACAUCGCUAGACUUCAUCUGGGAAAUUCCGUAUACUUGGCGUGCUACUUCGGGGUGGAUGAAUGCGUUAAUGAUGCUCAGGCCAUUAUGGUACAAAUCAUGAAUAACGCAUCCUAUUUAUGUCCUGAGGAGGUCCAAUCUGCUGCAUUUUGUGCCAUUAAUAAACAUUUGCCCGAGCUUAGCCUAGAUUUGAUGCAAACGAUGUUCGAUCAAUACCUGCCCAUAGACAACAAUGACAAUGGCUUGCUCGGCCGUUUCAUCACCGGAAUGGGUUGUACCAGGAAUGAAACACUAAUUCAGUUGUAUCUGGCUUUGACCGUUACCAACCUGCAAGGGUUCCAGUUUACAGGAUCGGAAAGGAAUCAGAUAUUGGUGGCAGUGCUGAGCGGCAGCUACGAAGGUCUCCGCGCAAGUUUGCAGUUCAUGUUGCAAUAUUAUCCGGACAUAUCAUACCUGUUCGGAACAGUGACCAACAUAUUCACGGAAAUCGGGAACAGAGUUAACGACAAAGAAGGACUGGACACGCUUCAAGAAAUCAUCACCAAAUAUGAAGGAGUAUUCGCAGAUUCCGUGAAAUCUGCUGCCAACGCGGCACUGGUCCAAGCCGAACGGAACGUCGCGUGGGUGAACAAGCACUCGGCAGCAAUCAGCAGCUGGCUAGUAUCGAACGAUUACACACUCAGUACAACAACCGUCAGUCCGGGCGGAGGAGGGGCUUCUUCAAUUGUGGCCGGAUUCCUUUUAACCCUUGUCAUGAUGCUUCUUGCUAUAAUACACUAAGCCAAACGAUAAA
Molecule: messenger RNA, 2937 nt
Organism: Armigeres subalbatus
Lineage: Eukaryota; Metazoa; Arthropoda; Insecta; Diptera; Culicidae
Product: aminopeptidase N-like
Exons: 5
Coding region: 51-2924 (957 amino acids)
Biological process (GO): peptide catabolic process; proteolysis
Cellular component (GO): cytoplasm
Molecular function (GO): peptide binding; metalloaminopeptidase activity; zinc ion binding
Source: RefSeq, a predicted model, not a curated record